AUGCCUUUCCUCGCUUCCAACACGUCAUCCUCAUCUGACCCCAAAACCGACUCAUCCAUGUCGGGGCAGACGCAGACACAGACAGGGGAUUCGAGUUCUACCGCCACAGGCGCUGGCGUAAACACCGGCGCGGGCACAACGCGCGAGAAAACGGAAGCCGAGAUUGAAGCUGACCGCCUGUAUGAAGAGGCCAUCGAGGAGGAAUAUGCAAAGAGGGAAGGGGUUGGUCAAGAACCUGACGUGAUGUUGAUGGCUCAUAGUAUCGGUGAGAUUUAG
Messenger RNA from Xylaria bambusicola, 276 nucleotides. RefSeq lists its product as uncharacterized. The record is from RefSeq and is a predicted model, not a curated record. The transcript is spliced from 2 exons. NCBI's taxonomy places the organism in Eukaryota, Fungi, Ascomycota, Sordariomycetes, Xylariales, Xylariaceae. Bases 1 to 276 code for a protein of 91 amino acids.